Messenger RNA from Adineta steineri, 612 nucleotides. The record is from the annotation of a GenBank genome assembly. NCBI's taxonomy places the organism in Eukaryota, Metazoa, Rotifera, Eurotatoria, Adinetida, Adinetidae.
AUGUUUAGCUGUCACUUUCGUGUACUGAUUUUUGCUUGGUGCAUUUUGGGACCUACGCACCUUCAAAGUAUUUCAAUUGGUUGGGAAUCAUUAGCCACCUUCUCAAGCUAUGGUUUUAAAUUCUCUCCCAUCGACGAACAAGCUCUUUUCAUUCUUGAAAGCAAUGUUAAUUCGAUUAUGUCUUGUGUUCAAACAUGUCAUUCAAAUACACAAUGUCGCAUCUUCGAUUUCGAUGAUCAAUCACAUCGUUGCCGUAUUUUUGAAGGCGAUAUCACUACAAUGGGUUCUGUAGUUACUUCUUCAUUAUCUGCUCGAUCGAUUGUUGGAACAAUCGAAUUACAACCUGACAAUUUUGUUAACCGAGGUCAACCAUGUUCAUAUUGCCAAGAAAGUCGAUAUUUGACAUGUAUCAAUGCUACUUGUCAAUGCCAAUCACAUACGUUUUUUGAUGGAUCUAUAUGUCAAAGUCAAAAACUAUUGGGCGCUGAAUGUAUUGAUAGUACAGAAUGUCGAUAUGAUCUGAAUUACACAUGUCUACCACGUCAGCAAUGUGGUCGUGAGUAUUCCUAUUUAUUACUUUUUUUUUAUACAUAUAAUCAAUACAAUCCUUAG